AUGGCGACGUCGCCCCGCUCGAUUCUGUCGUGGCUACGCCGCUGCCGGCGCGACGAGCUGCCGGUGGAGCGCACGUUGACCGCGAUCCGAUCCGUGCAUGGACUGGUACCUCUGGGCGGGCGCGUGGGUGGCACAGACGGUGCCACGCCGCCGACAACGCCCCAAAGCGCUGCGUUCUCGCUGUUUUCUACGUCCCAGGACGCCACGUGUGCGGCCGAUGUGGAACGUGACGAGCCGAUUGAGGCAGUGCGAUGGGAGCUGCUGCUUGCGAGCGUGCGCCUUCCGUCGUCGGGGGGACUACGCGAGCUCGAGCACGCGCUCGAGACGCUCAGCAAGCUGACAUUAUCGACCCAAGCACAGCACAGCACGGUCGAUACUGACCGCUUGAGGCAAGCGUACUUUGCAGCACGGCGCGAAUUCUUCACCGUUCGGAUUGAGCUGCUGCGGACUGCGAGGAACGUGCAGCACCCAAACGCCCAAGCAGCGCGAGAGAUUGUGAACGAACUGCUGACCGAGGGACUGGGCGACGCGUUGGUGGACGAGAUGCUUGGUCGCCAGUUCUACCAGGCGCCGAGCUUUCGACGCGUUGGCAAGGACGAACGCAAGGCUCUCGUAGCUUGGGAAGUGCAAUUCCUGCAAGAAGAAGCGCUGCUGAGGGAGUUGCUGUUGCUAACGCUUGAGUUUUCAGAAGUUCACGCGACAUUGGAACGCGCGGUGGCGAUUGCCAAGACUGUGCAUGUUUGGGAUGUUCAGGUGCUGGAUGAGCUAAUUAUGAACAGCACGUUGGAGCUGCCUGGUGCGCAGCAGGCGGUAGAAACGUUGACGCAGGUGGGAGUGUUGGUGGCAUUGCGGAUGCUGCAUACGACGGUUGCUGGUUUGGAACACGAGGCUUUACUUAACGCGUCAAAAACGUUCUUUUUGACAAACUUGUGUGGACUCUCGGGUGUGGAGCUGCGACCAUCGCCGGUGCCUGGAGUGCUUCUAUUGGCGUGGGCGACACUGUUAGGUCGGCAAUACCAUGUAAAAGUUGGUCUGGACGGAGAUAGUGCGGAAGUGAAAGAGCUCAGAGACGCGCUACAGCAGACACUGGCGUCGGCAGAGCGAUUGCGCAGCUUUCACUACUUGAAUUCACUUAUGCGUUCGUUGGUUUUUGGCAUCGACUCUGCAAACGCUGGCCUCGCAAGAUUGAAACCGCUCUUACAGCCAUUGAGCCCGUACGCGAAGGCUUUGUGGAUCUUACCUACUGAUGCUGUUUCCGCGGGACCAAACGGCGUCAAUGCGACUCAUUCGGAUGUGCUUGUCAACUGCGACAGCGCUCCCGUCUAUCAAUACGUGGUUGCAGUAUUUUUGAAUGAGAUGCUGUCUUCGCUGGGUUACAUAAAAAAUCUUGAUGACGCCCAGCAGCUGCAUGCAAUGGUAAAGUUUGUGCUACCUGCGCUAUCGAAUACUCGCGUGUCGCAGCAGAUUUUUGAUAUUGAACUGGAAGAUAGCUUCCCGUGCAUCCAAUUGUUCACGGCGCUGUGCUGCAAUUACCAAGGAGCUUCGUCACCAACCGUGCUUCGGCAGGUGCUGAGGUAUUUCAGCAUGCCGCACGCGGGAAAGGAUGAAACAGUGGCUGCUGGUGAUGGUUGGCAUCCACUGCCGCCGAGGGAAUAUUACACCGAGAUUGGCGACGGGCAAGACACGUUACUGUGCACGCGGUCAUUUGCUUAUGGUGGUGCAAAUGGACCAUCGGUAGUACCUGCACAGACUGUUGGUACGAUUCUGCGCUAUGGCGACGUCGUGAAGGUCACUUGGCAAUUCUCAGACGGUGACGGAGACACGUAUGCGCCUACCAUGUGGGACCUACUUUUCCAAAGUGCAGAUAGACUUAUGACAGGUCACGAGUCGAGGUCGUUUGCGGAUUUGUAUCACACAAACGUAGAGGAUGUACAUAUCCUGACAUCGUUUUUCGAAUUUAUCGUACAGCUUGGUAACCAAGAAGACAAUGGUGAGGUUGUAGUGGAAGAGAUGGAGCGCUGUUGGGCCAUGGAUGGCAAAAGUGGUUGCUGGAAUAAUCUGAGUUCAACCGGUGUUCACGAGCAUCGUAGCAUGCUGAGCUCUGGCACUGAACGAGGCGAUAGUCACGUUCUGUUGAGACACAUCGGCGAGUUUGGCAGUGACGUGAUCAACAUGGUGCAGCUUGAGUCGCUGGUGACGACGUGUUUACGGUUCGUGACACUACUGAUCUCAAACCGUAGAAAUGUAGUGGAUCUGGAAGCUGCGCGAAAGAUCUUGCUGAUACCUAUUGCCUAUGGGGGCAUGAAGGAGCGCAAAGAACUAACAGUUGUCACGCUUUGUGGAGAAUAUCUCGGGUACCCACUUGAACUCGCCCCUGGAAUCGCAUACUGGUCCUUGCGGAUCUUACAGCAUGCCGCUGUUGCCGUUGACUUCCGUCAGGAGCGAGAAAGCCGCAACCCGUCUGUAAUGCAAUCACUUGUUUCGCUUUUCCACGGAUGCGAAGACCUUGAUAUUGUUCGCGGGGCCUUUGCACAGCUGUUGAGCGUAUCGCCAACUCAACGAUUUGCGCUGCAAAAAGAAGUCAUUCACAUGCUGGCGUUGUGUUUGAAGCACCAACCAGGCUUCUUAGCUCUACUGCUCUUCGGUGUUAGUAGUACGAACGAUCCGAAGUCCGACAAGAUGAAGAACGAAAAGGCUAAAGGAGACGACGUUUCUUGUAUGCUAUUGCUGGAGCGCCUUUUUGAAGACCCAGUAAGGCUCUUGGAACAAGCUUCCGAUCUUUUCUGUACCCUACUUGCUUUUGUUGUGCAGGUAUGGAAGGGUGCCGUCCAUAAUCGUUUUGGCAUUCAUAUGAGGAUCAUGACAACACUGCGUGCGAACCCCUCAUUUUGGUUGAAUGUUACACAAGCUAUCAAGAUCCACAUGCCGUCAGACACGGAAGAGGAGCGCGGCCUUCUGGAUAUGGAGCUUGCCGCUGCAACCUCUCUAGGUGGAGGGGAUACGCACAGCUUAUCGUCCUCAUCCGAGGUGUACAUCGGGCGGUCUAGUGCGUUCGGGUACAUGGCGCGCGGCCUCAUCCUUCAGUUGGUGUCAUACGAAUGGCAUAAUGAAGCUUCAGAGCUAAAGGAUCACCCGCUCGUAGACGUGCUGGAAUCGUUUCGAGAGGAGGGGCUGUAUUCGCACUGGUUACGCACCUUCACGCGUCUCGAUUAUUCGCCAGUACAACUGAAGCUGUAUGCGCCGUCUAUUCAGCGUGCCUGCAAUCCACGCGCACCCAUCACGAGCAUGCAUGGUAUGAUUCCCGUCGAUGGCGUCUUCAUGUAUCUAGAAGGCCUCAUUUGCAGCAACAGGCAACUCGAAUGGCAAUUUGGCCACGGUGCUUGUGCCAAGCAGGAAGCUUCUUCCGCGGAUAUUCGCAUGUUGAAAUUACUUCGGUGGAGCAAUUUGCAAGCUGCCUAUCUCCACGCACAACUCUUUUCCUUGUCCAAGUGGAAAGUGUUCAUGGAGCUCUGCUGCUUCCAGGUAGAUGAAGAAACCCGCGGUGUAUCUGGUUUAGAACUGACGAGCAGAACGACCGAGCCAAGGUGUCGAAAAAGGAAAGAAUCGAUGAUUUCAUCGCCUUCUAGGAACAGCGGAUCAAGGAGAAUGCAAAGCGCUGGUGCCACAUCGACGGCGUUUUUAACUCCAUCUAGCUCUGAACAUUCAUUGUCGUCAUCACGCUUUUCUGGAGAUCGAACGUCCUUCGAAAUGAUUCGUGUCCUAGCGGACGUCAUCGAAGCUAGUGUGGACCAGCACGGUAAUCAAGGCGAAGUGCUGGACUAUUUUGUGCUUUUACACCUCCACGGUCUAGUGCAGCUGUUGGUGUCCAUGUUGCACCAUCAGUUGUGCCUAGUUGUGCGCAAGACAUAUGACCCAAAGUUAUCGCAGACUCGGCAACGCUUUGAAGGGUCUGAGCCACACUUCGGCCUUAAGCUUGAUGCCAGGGCAACAUUACAACUAUUGAGUCUCGUCGACAAAACUGUCAGUGCAGUGCACGACUCCGUUAAGCGUGUUGCGCGCGAGGCGGAUAUUGUGGGACAUGACGCCAUUAAUCAGUCUAUGUCUACUUCGGUUGAGCUUGCUACUUCCGUGCCAUUGAUUUCGCGGCUUGUGACCGACUUCGAACAAAGCUUGAAAUCUGUGACCGAUGGGUUGCUUACGUUGCUGGUUACAGCAGCCUUACUGCUAGUACGUCAUUUGAAUAAGAUCAGUGGUCACCUUAGUCACAGCGCAAAACGAGAGACCGAAGCAAAGGGUGUUUUGACAACCAAGGCUUUGGUGCCGAUGAAGUGGAUAGCUCACUGCGUGAACGUGUUCACACUGUGCAAUGAUCGCGAAGAGCAGACGAGGUCUUCUCAAGCUCUAUUUCAGCUAAGCUGGUGCUUGUGGCAGGAAGUUGUUGACAACUAUGGUAACAGUAACGCUCCCCUGGUGGGAGUGUCAGAGCCGCGCAUGAUGAAUGUGAUGCAGCUCAAUCCAUUUGUCAUGGAUAUGGAGUAUGAACAACAAGGGAUCAGGGCGGUGUUGCACCUUUUGGUGCAGCGCUUUCGCCCUUUAUCACCAAGCAAGCAAGUGUCUGCAUCACAGGAGGACGCGUGUCAGGUAUUGCGAGGGCUUGCAGCAGUUGUGUGGAACCCGGCCAACAGUGCUCGUCCAUCCUUUUGUCUGCGUUUAAUAUCGCUGCUCACGGCACAACUGCUGCCCCUACUGCGAAGCCGGAUGGAGCGCGAAGAAGCCACUAGUAAGCUACGCGGCUAUAUACUGCAGAAGAGUGACGACGUCAUGACGGGUCAACUUGAAGACAACAUACAUUUACAGCGCUCUGUCGCACACGAAAUGUGGUGUCUCGUGCUCGACAUUGUGAGCGGCUUACUGCACCUGCAUGCAGAAUAUACUGUUGUCGGGUCCGACAAACUGGACGUGUGGGAGUUUAUGUCGUCCGCUGAAUCGCUUCUGCUGGCUGCGGUGGAGCCUUCGACUUGUCCGCGUUUGACGCGCGCCACUAUCGCAGAACACCAAUCAUUGUUGCAGCUAUUGAGUGGUCUUAGCAGAAGUGCAUCGACACGGAAGUGCUGGCGCCAAGCUUUUCCGACAAGUGCUGUAGUGCUUAUGGAACAGAGUCGUCAGUUGCUUCGUCAUGCAUGCGUGCUGCUGGGCAGUUCAUCCACGAAGGACAAUCGGUACUAUUCCGAAAAAGUGGAGUGGCAAAAUGGAAGUAGAUCAGCGAACAACGCUAUUGUCAGUUAUGGCAAAAACCGCAGUUCUAAAUCGCCGCGAUCACCACGGUCUCCUUCGGCCUUCCCAUAUGCGUGCGAGACACUGUUGCACGAGCAGUUGCAUGCCGUGCGAGAUGUUGAGAAACGGGAGGUGCGCGCUUUUCACCGAGAAAUGGAGACCGAGCUGGUUAAGGUCGUGCGAUUCGCAAGUUUGCUGCUGAGCAAAUGGACCGCUUCGCCGACUGACCGCGGCGCUGUCCUUGUAGUUGGUGGGGUGCGGUGCGUAGAUGAAGAGCAACUCGUGCCUUUACUUGCAUUUGCUCCACCCAGCGAAGCGCGUUCCAGGAACGGUAGCCCGAGCUUGGGCCAUUUGAGUCUUGCCAUGGACUUCAUUCUCGAUCGGCUGUUGGCAAAAGAGGAUCCGCAAUUGGGCUUGCAAACGGUGGAAAUGAGAAUGGGUUUAGCGAACGCUAUGAACGCGUGCGCACUGCUAUUUCUGAAGACCUGUUGUUUGUAUGCGGAGCAGUACGAGUUGGUGAAGCGCGACCGCGAUGAGUUUAGCAGCUUCUUUCGACGCUUCCAUGCUCGAAUACACGAAGAUGAGACAGGAGCCACUUCUGCCGUGGACAUGCAGUUGCUCCAGCACAUUGACUUGGUGCGUAUUCAGAUGGAUGCUCUUGACUGUGUGUGA
This is a messenger RNA of Hyaloperonospora brassicae, 5946 nucleotides long. Lineage: Eukaryota; Oomycota; Peronosporomycetes; Peronosporales; Peronosporaceae. The record is from the annotation of a GenBank genome assembly.